Messenger RNA from Spinacia oleracea (spinach), 2434 nucleotides. RefSeq lists its product as uncharacterized. NCBI's taxonomy places the organism in Eukaryota, Viridiplantae, Streptophyta, Magnoliopsida, Caryophyllales, Amaranthaceae. The record is from RefSeq and is a predicted model, not a curated record. Bases 1184 to 2251 code for a protein of 355 amino acids. The transcript is spliced from 3 exons.
CACUAAUUAGCGACGGACUUAUUAGAGGCAUCCACUUUUUUGCUUCAAAAACUCAUUAGAGGCACAUCCCCGUUUUUAGAGGCAAUAAUGUAGUGCCUCUGUAAGCGAUUUUUUCGUAGUAUUAGUUUGUCCUUGGCCAGGAAGAUUGCGGCCUAGCUGCAUUUGUUGAUAUGCCAAGAGUUCAAUUGGUUUAAAGAUCAUUGACUUGGUUUCUUGGUUUAAAGAUCAGUGACUUUCUUGAUUUAAAGAUCAAUGACUUUCUUGACAAAAGUAUCAAUUGACUGCUACUUUGUGGUUCCAUCUAGGAUUAUGUUUUGUUAAAUGACAUCACUUUUGAUUAUUUACCAUCUUAUACAUUUCCUUCUUUGCAUGUUGGCAUACAUACUUCUGUAUACUUACACACCUCUUGGUAUUCUUGUCUUUCAGGGACGAGAUGAGUUAUCGUAGCAAACGAACUAGGAUUGCAGCUCUAUAUGAGUCUCUUAUUGCAUCUGAAAUUCCUCCACAAAAGGCUCAAAGGGCAGUAGCAUCACAGUCAGCACCACAGUUAGCAUCACAGUCAGCACAUCCACACAAGAAUCACCCCACUAUCCCAAUCCCCUUGCGCUCACUCCAAAAUACAAGGUCGGUAUCAUCACAGUUAGUCCAUCCACCAAAAAAUCACCCAUGAUUCCAGUGCCCUCCCCCUCAAUCAAAAAUACAAGGCCGGUAUCAUCACAGUCAGUCCAUCCACCAAAAAAUCACCCCACGAUUCCAUUGCCCUCCCCGUCACCCAAAAAUACAAGGGUGGUGUCAUCACAAUCAGACCAUCCACCAAAAAAUCACCCCACGAUUCCAGUGCCCUCGCCCUCACUCCAAAAUACAAGUGGAAUUAAUGACAGGUGGGGGCCAUUUAAUCCUCCAAUUACCACUAGCACUCAACAUGGGCCUUCGUCUUCCACUACCACUAGCAACCCUAUUUGGAAAAAUUCACUCACUGUACUGGGAAUUCACCAACAACACCUAAGGAUAAAUAUAUAAACAAUAUAAGUGAUAGAAAAGCAACAGAGACAUUCAAAGAAUCAUGUGAUGGAACAGAAAAAGAGGUCUUCAAAGGAUCUAAGCCUCGACAUCAUGAGUCGCUCCCUGAAUGGCUAAGUGCAGUUAAGUAUGAUAACAAGGAGCAGGUUUUGACCAUAGCCAGAUGGAGUGUUGUUAUUCCAUUAUGCCGUUGGUUGUUGCCGAGACCUUGCUGAGUGCGGAUGAGUUAAAGAAGGAUGCCAAGUCUGAAAUUUUUAAGGGGAGCCCCCUAUUGCUGCAGGUUUGGCUCAUGGAACGGCUCUGGCUUUUAGAAGCUCCCGCCGAUCCUAAACGUUAUCGCCCUAUAGCCUUGGGUAACCGAAAGUAUUUGCACCAAGGCCAGAACGAGGCCGAGUGGGCCUCCUAUUUUACUCAUGGCAUAUGCUCUAUUAAGUGGGUGGUACCGUGGUGGGGUUUGACUAAUAUGACGGGGGGUUCCGAGGCAUUAGUUUAUGUUUCUUUGUUGGGGUUAUCUCGGCCCAUUUACAUCUUUCCUUACCGAGUCAUGCGACAGUACGGCUUAAGGCAGACUAUCCCGUUUUUCGAUACGGUACCACCUAAAGUAGCGGUCUUUUCCGAAGCGCGGGUUCAAGCGUGGGCUAAGUAUUAUGGUGGCCUCCCGCGUUGGACCGUGGCCACCGAUGGCUUUGUGGGUCUUUCUGAAAACUACAAGUUGUGGAUGAGUUCCGAUGAUAAGGUUGUGAGAACUAAGGCUCGAAAUGAAGAGCCGUCUGAGCUUUUGAUACCUCGAGGUAGGGCUAAGUAUGAGAGUCGUGAUGCUGCUAAUCCUUGUGACCAUGGUAUUAAGACUGUAAAAGCUCAUCCUGAUCGAAAGCGAAAGGAAGUUCCUCCCCGUUCCAGUUCUAGGCCUAAAAAGGUGCCUAACAUGAAGGGGCCUGCUGUUCACAAAAGAAAUGCAAGCUCUCGUGGAGAUCGUCGCCGGAAUAAUGUAUGGGUUAGGAAAGUUCAGCCCCUAGUAGAACCAGUGGCUAAUCCAAUUGAUGUUGAUAAUCCUUCCCCUCCCAUUGUUUGUGCCCUUGAGGCUGAGCGGGCUAUAGCUGUUCAAACCGAAAAUGUUUCUGAGGCCUUGGCAUCCUUGGAAGUUAGUGUCAAGGAGCCUGUUCUUAUGGAGAUUGAUAUAGGGCCAGCGCAGAAGCCUGUGGAGGUGGACCCUGCGAACAUUGCCCUCUAAGAGACUUUGUUUGAUGAUCCGGAAGAACUCGAGUGGUGUAGUUCUUGUUAGAGUGUAGGUGCCCUUUAUUUAUUUUAGUUGUGUUUGUUUUUCAUUCCUUAGCACUUUUGUUUUCCUUCUUAUUUAUUUUUAAAUAUUAAUAAAGGCGUGAUUUUAUUUUUCUUGUUUUCCUUUUGUUUCUCA